AUGUCGCGUCGGAAGAAUACAAACAUCUUCCAAGUUAGUUUCCUGGAUGAUCUCGACCGGUUAGGUGCUAGAGACUACCAGCCCACCGAACAAGAUAUUUUAAGAACCAGAGUCAAAACCACCGGCAUUGUCGAAGUGCACUUCUCCUUCAAAAACCUUAAUUUCAAAUUGUUCGACGUGGGCGGCCAGCGGUCGGAGAGGAAGAAAUGGAUCCAUUGCUUCGAGGACGUGACCGCGAUCAUCUUCUGCGUCGCCAUGUCCGAGUACGACCAGGUGUUGCAUGAGGACGAGACUACGAACCGCAUGCAAGAGAGUCUGAAGCUGUUCGACUCCAUCUGCAACAACAAGUGGUUCACGGACACCAGCAUCAUCCUGUUCCUCAACAAGAAGGAUCUGUUCGAGGAGAAGAUACGCAAGUCCCCGCUCACCAUCUGCUUCCCAGAGUACACGGGUGCGCAAGAAUACGGCGAGGCGGCCGCCUAUAUCCAAGCUCAGUUCGAGGCGAAGAACAAGUCCACCACCAAGGAGAUAUACUGCCACAUGACGUGCGCCACCGACACGAACAACAUACAGUUCGUGUUCGACGCCGUCACCGACGUCAUCAUCGCCAACAACCUGCGCGGCUGCGGCCUCUAC
Messenger RNA from Brenthis ino (lesser marbled fritillary), 636 nucleotides. Lineage: Eukaryota; Metazoa; Arthropoda; Insecta; Lepidoptera; Nymphalidae. The record is from the annotation of a GenBank genome assembly.